Molecule: messenger RNA, 3912 nt
Organism: Kwoniella shivajii
Lineage: Eukaryota; Fungi; Basidiomycota; Tremellomycetes; Tremellales; Cryptococcaceae
Exons: 13
Coding region: 1-3912 (1303 amino acids)
Biological process (GO): sister chromatid cohesion
Cellular component (GO): chromatin; nucleus; cohesin complex
Molecular function (GO): chromatin binding
Source: RefSeq, a predicted model, not a curated record
AUGUCUCUUUCACCGCCUCCUGUAGAUGAGGAAGAUCAAGAACCUCGCAGAGGAGGGAGAACAAGGAAGCCUGUUGAGAAAUUUCAAGUUUCUGGAACAGCUACAAAGAGAGGCAAAAGGAAGGAAAUAAAUCAAGCCGAUUCGGACUCGGAUCUGAGUGAGAGCGAUUCCGAUGCUGAGCUCGACAAUUCUACACCCACAAGGGGAAAGAAAAGAAAGUCCACUGGUGGUGCAGGUACUACAAAAAAGGCGGCCAAAGCUACUUCGAGUACAAAGAAAAAAGGAAAGAAGGCUGGAAUUGCAAACGCGGAACAAGGCGAGAUCGAUGGCGCAUCAGGCGUCAAAAAUGAUUCACCGUUAUUUAACGCUUUCCUGUCCCCUGAUAUCGCCCUUCAACCAUUGAUCGACGAGUGGAUCGAAACGUUCCAGCAAGCUGCCGGCGAUGAAGUGUCUGAACAAGCUUCAAUUCAUGAAAUAGUCACUAUGUUCAUAAGAUGCUGCGGAUUGAAUUCUGAGAUCGAACAAGCUGAAGCUAUAGAUACGGAUGGUAUCACCGAUGCUGUAGAAAGGAUACAGGAUGAGAGCGUUAGAGUCGCUUCCGCUUCUUACCCUCUCACAUCACGAGGAAAACAAUAUAAUGCUUUCCGUAAAAAUCUAGAUUACUUCCUUCAUCAUCUCAUCGACUCACUUUCGAAUACGCCUAUAUUAUUCGAUACUCCCGAAACAAGUUCUCAUAAUGACUUGCUUCUUCCCCUAUUACUGAAUUGGUUGAAUUGCAUGUCAACCUCACCACUUCGACCCAUCCGACAUACAGCGACGCACAUGGCUCUGAAACUCAACUCGGCACUCUGCGAUGUUGCUGCUUCAGUAAGCAAGGAUCUGAGUCUGAAACAAAGGCAGAAAGAGGCGGAAGUGAAGAAAAGCGGUACAUCGAACGCGGCUCAGAAAAGGGUAAAGGAUGCUGAGGAGAAGGUUGCAGAAGCUCAGGGGAGAAAACAAAGAGUAGAGGAGAUGUUUCAGGAGAUUUUCGAUGUCAUGUUUGUGCAUCGAGUGCGAGACGCAGAUCCGGCUAUCAGGACGGACUGUUUUCGAGAGCUUGGAGCAUGGGCUAAAAAGUAUCCUGAAUACUAUGUUUCUACUUCCUAUCUCACCUACUUUACCAAGGGAUGCAAUGAUCAAAACUCUCAUGCCAGACUUGAAACGGUCAAAGCUCUUUCUUCUCUUUAUUCCAAAGACUCCUUCAUCAACAAUGCUCGUACUGUAACGUUGAGGCUAGUACCUCGUCUUAUCGAGAUGGCCUUGCGAGAUGUCGAGCACGCAGUCAGAGUGACCGCUAUCAAUGUCAUCACACUCAUUGACAAAACAGGUAUUCUGGCGGAUGAAGAUGAAUCGCAACGAGAGAAGGUUGCUCGACUGAUAUUCGAUCAAGAUUUCAAAGUACGAAAAGCUGUUGGUGGAUUCAUAGGCAAUCUCUGGGAAGAAAAGAAAGAAAGUCUUAAAACUGAAUGGAGCGGUGCAAGAGCCGCAAAGAAAAAGAGAGCUGCGAAUAUAUCGGAAGAUGAUAUGGCGGCCUAUUUGGAUUGGAAGGCUCUUGCUACCAUGCUCGUCGAAAUCUCUCAGUCUCUUGAUGACCCAGCUGAGCCCUCUACUUCAAGUCAGCAACCCAUUACAUCAUCAAUCAAUGCCCUGACUCGAGCCAAGGCAUCUGUGGAAUCUAUAUGUGCUGAAUACGAACUAUGGAAGGAUUGGCAAGGCUUGGUAGAUUAUCUGCUACUCGAUCAUUCGACCGCAGAUCAAGAUAUAUGGCUCUCAAGCGAAGAUGAAGAGACAUUCAUGCUUCAAGUCUUAAUCGCUCUCAUACAAAGGGAAGAUCAGGAUGAGGAUGAAGAAGAUCGCUCGAAAACUCUUAUGAAAAUCCUCCCUAGAUUAUUUGCUAAACACCAAACUGAUGUAGGUAGGAUAGGGGGGAUUUUGGCAAUGCUUGGCCAUAUCAACCUUGGGUUAUAUCUCGACAUGCGUAAAGCAUCGGCCUACGAUACUCUAUGGGACGAUGUGACAAAGCAGUUCUUACAACAUACCGAUCCAUCUGUACUUGAAUCAGCUAUCAAAGCAAUCAACCAUCUUUCGAGCAAUGCCUCUAUGGCAGCGGCAAAUUCGACAAAGUUGACGGAACUUCAAGAAACAUUGUUCGCUUCUUUGCGCGAUGAGAUAGGAAGUGAUGAAGUAGCUCUGCUAUCACUAGAAGAGGAAAGCAUAGAUAAGCUGGAAGCCAUCACUCUGAGAAUACUGUUAUUGGAGAAGAGUAGAGAUUUGACCGAUGUUAUGGAAGACGAAGAGGGUCAGAGUAGCGGGUGGGACAUCAUUUGUGCUUUCGCCGAGAGAGGUAGAUUAGGCUACAAAGAGGAAGCUAAAAUGGUGGAGUAUGCCGUUCAGGUCAUCUUAUACCAUAUGACUUGGCUUUUCCGACGCUUUACGGAAGACGACGUGAAGGAUAACGAUAAAGUGUCUGCUCUAAAGAGCAAAAGGGAUAAAGCUGUGGAGGUUUUCCAAGAUCUCACUUUGGGAGAUAAUACAAACACUGUAGACACCGUUAGACGUCAGGCGUUCGUUUGCUUCCUCACUCUUCAUCUCUUGUUCUCCUACAGACCCCCUAAAGAUAAAGAUGUCAUCGUUUCCGCCGCUGCCAAAGCUUGUCCUCUCACUGUUGAAGAUGAAAUUCAACAUCGUUUAGGAGGUGCAUUCCUAGCCGCUGCCGAGAAAUAUGCAUCUGAAAGGGAAACACAUGAAUCCGAGGGCGCUACUGAAGCACCCGAAGACAUUAAGUUCCUCCAUCUUAGCUCCAUCUUAGUCGCCGCUAUCCGAAAAGGAGUAUUGGAAAUAGAACAUGCGAAGGAACCGCUCUCUCAUUAUGGUCGUCUUGGAUCAACAUACGAUGCCGUUGUCAGAAAGCUUGUGGACGCUUUGAGAGACGAGGGGAUCUAUAACAAAGAGAGCGAAACGGUUCAACAUGUCGCUGGGAGUGCAUUGCAGCAGUCCUUCACACUCUUCCUUGAUUCUGACUCUCAUGAGCCGGCAGCUCCUUUAGCUCUAUCUAAAUUGCUUGCCAACGCGUUCACGAUUCAUGGAAAUCAUUUCACCGUUCUCAAACAAUUACAUCCGUCCGAUGUAUCUGAUUUUCAUCUCGAGGCGCUGGAUUACAUUGCUCGCCGAAUCAGCAACUACGUCAAACAAGAAAGAGCAGCGAAGAAAGGCGAUCAGAAGACUCGAUUGCAAAUGAAGAGGUUUCAAGCUUUGACAUUCUUCAAACCUUUACUCCUGUUAUUACAGCCGGUAACACCUGAAGAUGCUCUGAAGAUAAAUUCUCAUCUGAACGACGCAAUGUCGUCAACCGGAGUAGAAGUAACCGUCAACAAGGCAUGGGAAGCAUAUCGAGCCUACGAGAGAAGACUAGACGGUAUAGCAAGUAAAGACCCAACAUUGAAAGCGGCAAGCAGGAAAGUCGUUCAAGAAGAAAGAGAAGACACUGUAGUAAACGGUGAUGAAGAUGAACUGGACGAUCAACCCACAACGCCCUCAAGAGAAAGAGUGGCAGCGAAUAGGAAUGGGAAUGGUGAUAGAUCAAGUCCGUUAUCGCCUACGUCUGAACCCGAGGACAACGAUGGAGAUGAGCCCGCAACCUCAACUCCAAGGAAAAGGCAAAGGGAAGAGGUAUCGCCACCUGCUUCUGAGGAUGACAGAUCACAUCAUUCACCUCCACCCGAGAACGAUGAAUCGAUGCAACUUGAUGUUGACGAGCCUGAAGAUGAUGAUGAUCUCGAAUUAACCUUAGAAGGAGUCGUACCCUCUCAAAGAGAAAGAUCAGAGAGUGUCGAGCCCACUGUAAAAAGAAGAAGGACAGUCAAAAGGUUUUAG